AUGACUGCCACCGACGUUGCGGCGCUUAAUCGCCAGCCGUUCACCCUCUAUAUGAUGGGCAUUCUGCUUUAUAUGGCAGUUGGUUCCCUCGCCUAUGGUUACGCCAGCGCCAUCAUUGGGACGACCCUGGGUCAGCCUUCCUUCUACGCCUACUUUCCUGUCCUCACUACAAGCCAGGGUGCAGGCUUGAUUGGGACCAUGAACGGCCUCUACUUUGCAGGGGGGUUCUUUGGUGUACUUUGCUAUCCCCUUGUGGCUGACAGAUUGGGACGAAAGAUGGCCAUCGCUGUGGCUCUCAUAAUCGUUACUAUAUCGGGAGCCUUCUUGGCUGGUAGCGUUCAUAUUGCAGAAUUCAUCGUCUUUCGCUUCAUCGCUGGCUUUGGAGCGUUUCCACUCAUCAUCGGCGUACCUACAUGGGCUGCUGAGAUUGCGCCUCCCAAGUACCGUGGAGCAGUGGUAGAAAUCCACGCCCUGGGCUACUGUCUAGGAUAUGCAGUUCAGGGUUGGAUUGGCUUGGGAUUCUACUUCUGGACCGAGCCCGUCGCAUGGAGAGUCCCCUUGGCCUUUCAAUCCAUAUUCCCCCUGUUCCUCCUUGGCGGCCUCUACUGGUUGCCUGAGAGUCCACGUUUUCUCAUGAUGAAAGGCCGCACUGAGGAAGCCAAGAAGAUUCUACUAAGAGUCCAUCAGAAGCCUAAAGAAGAACACAGUCUAUUCGUGGCCGCCGAGAUUCUUCAAAUCUCAAAGCAAAUUGAACUUGACCGUCAGAUGAGCGCUUCCUGGCUGGACUUGAUUAGGAAGCCCUCCAACAGGAAGCGUUGCCUACUCACAGCCGGCAUGACCUGGAGUAUUAGCAGCACUGGAGUCUUGGUCAUAAAUAACUACGGCCCAAUUAUCUACAAGAGCCUCAAUUUCAGCCCUGUAGAGCAGCUCCUUUAUCCAGCCGGUUGGUCCACCAUGACUUUUGGGAUCAACCUAUUUGUACCCUUCUACAUCGACCGUAUUGCCCGAAACAAGUUUGCUGCUGCGGGCGUAGGCGGCGCUGGUCUAUGUCUCGCCGUCUUCACCGCACUUAUAGCAGAGUAUCUUCCCACGAACAACACCUCAGGUUUGAAAGCUGCUGUUGGGAUGCUUUUUAUCUUCAACUUCUUCAUUGCGGCAUUUCUUGAAGGGAUCCAAUACGCCUUUUUCAGUGAAAUUUGGCCAAACCAUCUUAGAGCGAAAGGCAUGAGUUUUGCUUUUGCGAACUUUUGCGUCUCAUGCAUCCUCUGGCUCCAAAUUGCUCCCACUGCCUUCGACAACAUCCACUGGAGAUACUAUAUCGUGUUCAUUGUCAUUUCUUGCGUCAUGGCUGUUGUCAUGUGGUUCUUCUAUCCCAACACCAGAGGAAUGCCACUAGAAGAAGUUGCUCAACUCUUUGGUGAUGCUGAAGAUGUAGCUGUUUAUCAGCGUGAGCUUGCAGCUGUCGGGGAUUUGAGUGCGCUGGAAGACACAGUCAUAUACACCUCUGAUCAUUUGGCGGAAGAGAAACAUCAAGGCGUGCAUGCAGAAGUGGAGAACGAUGGUAGCCAACGAGGAGAUACAAGGCCAGCUACACUUGUGUAA
This is a messenger RNA of Exophiala oligosperma, 1602 nucleotides long. RefSeq lists its product as uncharacterized. Lineage: Eukaryota; Fungi; Ascomycota; Eurotiomycetes; Chaetothyriales; Herpotrichiellaceae. Gene Ontology annotation, cellular component: membrane. Gene Ontology annotation, molecular function: carbohydrate:proton symporter activity. Gene Ontology annotation, biological process: transmembrane transport; carbohydrate transport. The record is from RefSeq and is a predicted model, not a curated record. The transcript has 6 exons. The coding region runs from base 1 to 1602 and encodes 533 amino acids.